Mytilus trossulus (common blue mussel) is the source of this 1765-nucleotide messenger RNA. RefSeq lists its product as uncharacterized. The record is from RefSeq and is a predicted model, not a curated record. Bases 73 to 1407 code for a protein of 444 amino acids. Lineage: Eukaryota; Metazoa; Mollusca; Bivalvia; Mytilida; Mytilidae. The transcript has 3 exons.
CUCUUUAUCUAAUAAUCUACAAGUUUUACAUAUUUACAACUUACACUUGACAAUAUUGGAGAAGAUUUCACCAUGAAGAACUUGAAUGAUUUAAAUGAUUGGACUUUGAGAGAUGAAGAUGUGCAGAAUGACUUCCAAAAUGAAAACUAUCAAAUGUUAGAAGCAAAUAUGCUUGCUAUCAAAAGACAAGAACAAGAAUUUUUAGCAGAUUUUGAGGAGAUACGACAACAAUUCAAAGACGUCUUGUCCACUGCUGGGAUUAACCAAUCACAGUUUCCAGUUACACCGAAUAAAAAUCUUGUACCAGUUGACCCCAUGACCCCCACUUUUAUGCUUACACCUAAAGGAUUAACAGAUUUAGACAUUAAGAAAUGCCUGCUAAUCAACACUUUAAACGACUCCACAUCAUCCAGAGACCAGCUUCAAUCUGAUGGAUGCAGUGAUUCAGAACACUCUCCAAUGUCUACCGAUACUGAGUUAUCUGAUGAUGAGGAUGAAACUGUAUUUUUUGAGAGGGAAGUUGAAGGAUGUGAAGAUGAGGAUGUUUUUAAUCUAGAAGAUUCAUUUCAAUUUUCUACUUCAUUUGUUGCUGGGAAUUUUGUUAAUGAAAACCAAGAAAAGAAACAAGCAUUUGGAUCAUCAAAAGGUCAAAGUUCAAAUCCUCUGGCCUCUUCCACUAUGGUUGAAGAACCAGUAGUUCAAAAGAGAUGUAAACCAGUUUGCAGGGGAGUAUCCGUUCCAAAAGCUUCAUCAACAAUUCUGUAUGAACCACGUCCUGUGAGAAAAGUGCACAAGUCUUUUUCACCUGUAAUCAAGAUCAAAGACCUUCAGAUGAAACCAAUAUCAUCAAAUGUAUCUAACAAAAGGGAAGCAACUGUUCAAAGGGAUGUAACUGUUACAAACACCCAUACUGAAAGUGUGUUUACAUGGUCUCUUCAACAUUCCUCGACUGAUGUGCCUCUAGAGGAAUCUUACUUCAGAUCUGUAAAGAAAAGGUCAAACAGGCACUCCAAUUCAUCCAGACAGAUGUCAAAGGUCACGGUCAGGUCUCACAAGAUGGCUUCAGCACUGAAUCUAAUUCCAAAUGAGACUAUUAAUGGAAUGUCUUUGAUAACAAGGAAAUAUACAAACAAGAAUGAAAUAUUUUCUGACAGUUUGAGCAUAGAAAACCCACUUUACAAUUCAUCCAAAACAAUUCCUCGUAGUAGUACUAGAGCCAAUAUGCAGAGCUGUAGACCCAAAGACUGUGCAGAUGAUAAAAUAUUCAAGAAACCUGUUGGUACUUCCAAUGAUGAAAAAGUUCAUGUUGAAAGGAAAAAUUCUGUUGUCAAAAAACUUUUAAAAUUCAGAGAAAGUUUUAAAAAGAAGAAUGGCACAACUGAUUUACGUACCCUUGCAAUGUUAUAAACACAUUGGAUGACAAUUUAUAGAUUUAUAUGAACUUUGAACUGGUAUAGUGCUAUUUACUGUGAUAAUAAUUGUAAAUAACUUGUUACUUUUUAUGAAUUGUUAUUGAUGAUAAUAAAUUGAUUGAAAAUUAUAAUAGUAGUUUUUUUGAUUGUCUAAAUGAAGAUUAGCAUUUUUUUUGGAGAGGGUCUCUAUGUAUGCGACUCACACUUAAGAUAAGAGUCAUCUUAUACUUUCUAAGAUAUUUUAUUCCUGGAAGCAAUGACAUGAUAAGUUUCAUUCAUUUUGUGUGAACAAAAGUUGUUGAGUAUGAAUGAGACAGUUACCCAUAAAAAACAAUGGACAGCUAUAGACAAAC